This is a messenger RNA of Ipomoea triloba (trilobed morning glory), 5163 nucleotides long. Its product is annotated as pentatricopeptide repeat-containing protein At4g31850, chloroplastic-like. Gene Ontology annotation, molecular function: protein binding. Lineage: Eukaryota; Viridiplantae; Streptophyta; Magnoliopsida; Solanales; Convolvulaceae. Bases 79 to 4932 code for a protein of 1617 amino acids. The record is from RefSeq and is a predicted model, not a curated record. The transcript has 4 exons.
GGGAUCCACUCGCAGGAAUUCAUGAUUAUCGUAUGUAUUUUUCGCUGUCGCAUGGCCGCUUACAAUUAAUCGUUGAAAAUGAAGGCAAAGGGGAAGACUUUGUCUUUCGUUCUUUCAUUCUUCAGUAACAUUAGUUCGAGUAGAAGCUAUACUACGACACCGGGCAGAGUAUCAGGGACAACAGGUACUUCUGCUUCUUCUCCUUCACUACGUUCAUUUCAAUCUCUCCCGGAAACUGUUCCUUCUUGUUCUGCAAAUCAAAAUUACUUGCGUUAUUCGGAUUUACCCCAAUUCAAAAACAACUUCGAUGAUGUAACUGAUGUAGAUGGUGCCCUUAAUUUAUUCCGUCAAAUGGCCAGUGCUAGGCCUUUGCCUUCAAUUAUUGAGUUCAGUAAACUGCUUAAUAGAAUUAUGAAAAUGAGGCAUUAUUCGGUUGUUGUUUCCCUCUAUCAAGAAAUGCGGCAUACAGGCAUCCCCCUCUCCGCUUGGACCCUUAGCAUUCUGAUGAAUGCCUACACUAGCUUAAAUCGAGUGGAUUGUGGAUUUUGUGUACUUGGUAUAUAUUUCAAAUGUGGAAUUGAGUUUGAUGUGGUUGUGUUCACCACUCUGAUCAAGGGCCUCUGUCUAGAAAAUAAGGUUGUGGAUGCUGUAGAGCUAUUCAGGAAGUGUGCAAGGGAAAAAUUUUGCGAAAUUAAUGAAGUUACAUGUGGUACACUUAUAAAUGGGCUUUGCAAGAUGGGUCAUACACAAGAAGCUCUUGAUUUACUAGUAGUAAUGCACAAGGAGGGACCUAAGCCAAGUACUAUAGCCUAUAGCACCGCUAUUGAUGUCUCUCCGGAUGUUAAUAUGUUUAAUAUAUUGGUGGAUGCCUUCUCAAAGGAGGGGAAGUUGAAAGAUGCAGAAGCUGUUAUUCAAAUCAUGUUAAAAAAUAACAUUUAUCCUAAUGUGGUCACAUUCACCAUGCUUAUUAAGGGUUUCUGUCUACAUAAUAGGGCUGUGGAGGCUGUAGAGCUAUUCCGAAAGUUAGUGAGGGAGAAUAUGUGCAAAUUUGAUGAAGUUACAUAUGGUACACUUAUAGAUGGCCUUUGCAAGACAGGUCAUACACAAAUCGCUCUUGAUUUACUCAGAGCAAUGCAAAAGGAAGGACCUAAGCCUCAUACUAUUGCUUAUAGCACCAUAAUUGAUGCACUAUGCAAAGAUAGAAUGGUUGAUGAGGCUCUAGACCUUCUAUCUGAGAUGAUUGGGAGAGGGAUUCCCCCAAAUGUGUUCACUUAUGCUUCCUUGACUCAAGGGCUCUGCAAUUUUUGCCGAUGGAAAGAAGUUACCAAGUUAAUGAAUGAGAUGGUGCUUCAUAAUGUAUAUCCAGAUGUCCAUAUCUUUACUAUAUUGGUGGAUGCCUUUUCAAAGGAGGGGAAGUUGAAAGAUGCUGAAGCUAUUAUCCAAAUCAUGAUCCAAAGAAACACUUAUCCUAUUGUGGUCACAUACAACUCUCUCAUUGCGGGGUACUGUUCUCAAAGACAGAUGGAUGAAGCAAAGAAAGCUGUUGGUCGGAUGGUAGAUACAGGCCUUCGACCUGAUGUUAGAACCUAUAACACUUUAAUUAAUGGUUACUGUAAAAUUAAAGAAUUAGAUGAGGCAAUGCAUCUGUUUCGUGAAAUUCGCCAAAAUGGGUUGUGUCCUAAUGUUGUUACAUAUACCACAAUCUUGCAGGGACUAUUUCUGGUCGGUAGAUGUGCUACUGCACUAAAAUUUUUGCAGGAGAUGCAGGUUGCUGGGCAUAAACUAAACUAUUACACUUCCUGUGUCUUACUUAAAGGUUUAUGUGAUAAUGGACUUGUUGAAAGGGCAAUGUCAGUCUAUUCCAAGAUAGACAGAAAUGGAAGUGGUUCUCAAGUUUUUGGUCGCAUCAUGAUUGAUGCAUUUUGCAAGACUGGACUGCUUAAUAUUGCUCGUGGUAUAUUUGUUAACCUCUCUAAAGGGCCACGCCCAGAUGUGUCUACAUAUACUGUAAUGAUAAAUGGACUUUGUCGAGAAGGAUUAACAGAUGACGCCUUAUACUUGUUAAGGAAAAUGAAGGAGAAUGAUAUAUUACCAGAGACUGCCACUUAUAAUGUUAUUUUAAGUAAAUUUGUUAGAAAUAAAAUGUGUAAUGAAGCAAAUAUGGUUUUGGAUGAAAUGGUAGGUAUGGGUAUUUCUCCGAAUGGUUAUACAUUGUCUUUAGUAAAUGAUUUACUAGCACUUCAAACUGGCAAUAAUACAGUCCUAAGGAUGAUGCAGAAAUUUGCAGCAAAUGAUGUACGGCUGGAGUGUCGGAGAAACCCUAUAUCUGUUAUGAGGAUUAUAUUCAUGGCGAUUCUGCUAUUUCCUAAUCAAUAUAAUGCAAAAAGCUUUCCUCGUGUGCAAAACAUAUACAAAGCUUCAGAUGGGGGAUUGUUGAAAAUGAAAUCCAAGAGAAAGACUUUGUCUUCAGCUCUUUCAUUUUUCAAUGACAUCAAUUUGGGAAGAAGGAGCAGAGUAGCACCGACAACAGGUAUUUCUACUUCUUCAGUGUCCUCACUGCGUUCAUUUCAAUCUCUCCCGGAAACUGUUCCUUCUUUUUCUUCAAAUCAAAACUACUUGCUUUCUUCGAAUUUUCCCAAAUUCAGAAACAACUAUGAUGAUGCAAUUGAUGCAGACAAUGCCCUUAAUUUAUUCCGUCAAAUGGCCGCUGCCUGUCCCUUGCCUUCCAUUAUUGAGUUCAAUAAACUGCUUAGUAGAAUUCUUAAAAUGAGGCAUUAUUCGCUUGUUGUUUCCCUCUAUCAAGAAAUGCGCAAUACGGGUAUCCCCAUCAGCGCGUAUACCCUUAGCAUUCUGAUAGAUGCCUGCUGCCGCUCCAAUCGAGUGGAUUGCGGGUUUUGUGUACUUGGUAUUCAUUUCAAGUGUGGAAUUGAGUUUAAUGUGGUUGCGUUCACCACUCUGAUCAAAGGCCUCUGUCUAGAAAAUAAGAUUGUGGAUGCUGUAGAGCUAUUCAGGAAGUUAGGGAGGGAAAAGGUGUGCGAAAUUAAUGAAGUUACGUGUGGUACACUUAUAAAUGGGCUUUGCAAGACUGGUCAUACGCAAACUGCUCUUGAAUUACUCGGAGUAAUGCAGAAGGAGGGACCUAAGCCUAACACUGUAGUCUAUAACACCAUAAUUAAUGCUCUAUGCAAAGAUAGAAUGGUUGAUGAGGCACUAGACCUUCUCUCUGAGAUGAUAGGAAGAGGAAUUCCCCCGAAUACCAUCACUUAUGCUCCCUUGAUUAAUGGUUUGUGUCUAGAUAAUAGGAUUUUGGAGGCUGUAGAACUAUUUAGAAAGUUGGUGAGGGAGAAUGUGUGCAAAAUUAAUCAAGUUACAUGUGGCAUUCUUAUAACUGGGCUUUGCGAGAUGGGUCAUUCACAAACUGCUCUUGAUUUACUUGGCGUAAUGCAAAAGGAGGGACUUGAGCCUAAUACUAGAGUCUAUAACAUUGUAAUUGAUGCUUUAUGCAAAGAUAGAAUGGUUAAAGAGGCACUAGACCUUCUCUCUGUGAUGAUAGGAAGAGGGAUUCCCCUGAAUACCGUCACUUAUGCACCCUUGAUUAAUGGUUUGUGUCUAGAUAAUAGGGUUGGGGAGGCUGUAGAGCUAUUCAGAAAGUUGGUGAGGGAGAAUGUGUGCAAAAUUAAUCAAGUUACAUGUGGCAUUCUUAUAACUGGGCUUUGCAAGACGGGUUGUACACAAACUGCUCUUGAUUUACUUGGAGUAAUGCAAAAGGAGGGACUUGAGCCUAAUACUACAGUCUAUAACAUUAUAAUUGAUGCUUUAUGCAAAGAUAGAAUGAUUGAUGACGCAUUAGACCUUCUCACUCAGAUGAUAGGGAGAGGUAUUCUCCCGGAUAAAUUCACUUAUGCUUCCUUGAUUCAAGGGCUUUGCAACUUUUCCCGAUGGAAAGAGGUUACCAAAUUAAUGAAUGAGAUGGUGCUUCGUAAUUUACAUCCAGAUGCCCAUAUCUUCACUAUAUUGGUGGAUGCCUUUUCAAAGGAGGGUAAGCUGAAUGAUGCAGAAGCUAUUAUUCAAAUCAUGAUCCAAAGAAACACUUAUCCUGAUGUGGUCACAUACAGCACCCUUAUUGAGGGGUACUGUUUGCAAGGACAGAUGGAUGAAGCAAGGAAAGCUUUUAGUCGGAUGGUAGACAGAGGCCUCCAGCCUAAUGUUCGGAGCUAUAACAUUUUAAUUUAUGGAUACUGUAGAAUUAAAGAAAUGGAUGAGGCAAUGGAUCUGUUUCGUGAACUUCCCCAAAAUGGGUUGUGUCCUGGUGUUGUUACAUAUACCAUAAUCUUGCAGGGACUGUUUCUGGUUGGUAGAUGUUCUACUGCACUAAAACUUUUUCAGGAGAUGCAGGUUGCUGGACAUAAACCAAAUUUUCAUACUUCCUGCGUCUUACUUAAAGGUUUAUGUGAGAAUGGACAUGUUGAAAAAGCAAUGUCAAUCUAUUCUAAGUUAGACAAAUAUGGAAAUGGUUCUCAUGUUUUUGGUAACAUCAUGAUUGAUGCAUUCUGCAAGACUGGGCUGCUUAAUAUUGCACGUGGUAUAUUUAUCAACCUCUCUAAAGUGUCAUGCACAAAUGUAAAUACGUAUACAAUAAUGAUAAAUGGGUUUUUUCGAGAAGGAUUAACAGAUGAAGCCUUAGACUUGCUACGGAAGAUGAAGGAGAAUGAUAUAUUACCAGAUACUGUCACUUAUAAUGUUAUUUUGCAAGAAUUUGUUAGAAAGAAAAUGUGUAAUGAAGCAAAUAUGGUUUUGGAUGAAAUGGUAGGUAUGGGUAUUUCUCCGGAUGGUUACACAUUGUCUUUAGUAAAUGAUUUACUAGCACACCAAACUGCUGAUAGUACAGUCCCAAGGAUGAUUCAGAAAUUUGCAGCAAAUGGUGUACAGUAACUACAGUUUCGGUGGCAUUUUUGGUUCUUGGAAUAGCAGCUGGAGUUGAAGCGAUGAGCUGCAGGAUGCUUCUCAUUAUGGUGAAACUCCUAUUAGCAGCUGGACUGUUGUUGUCUAUAAAAUGGGAGGUGUUGUUAGUUGGAGAAGCCUUGAAGCUUAUAUUCAUCGUGAUUCUGGUAUAGUGGAAGGGCUUCGAGCUAAGCCCUAUAUCUGUUGUUUUUGUGUGUGUGU